AUGUCUUCUUCAACAAAGAAAAGAAGAAGAGGAAGAAGAAGCACAAGAAAAGGUAAUAUUUUAAAUGAUUCUAAUUCUUCAUCACCAUUACUAUCACCAGCAGCAUCGUUUAUAGGUAGUGAUGUUGAUAUCUUAACGCUGAUUCUUACCCGCAUACCAUCAAAAUCUCUACUUAUGUUCAAAUCUGUAUCGAAACAGUGGUUGUCCUUGAUCAAUGACCCCAAAUUUGUUCACAAACAUUUCAUCCAAAACCCUAAAUUCUCUAUCACAGGAUUGCUCUGGGGCAGUGAUUUUGAUUCGGGCUCGAGAGAGAAACCCAUAUAUGAUUACAUUUUCUUAGAUGGAAAUAUCAAUAGUUAUGUCCCUUUUGAAACCAUAGGUUUUAAAAUAUGGAGAUUAGUCAGAGAAGGUAUUACGAUUGUGCAAUCUUGCAAUGGGUUACUCUUAUGUAGUGAUUGUAAAUCCCGAAAUCGUGAUCGUACGUAUUACAUCUUCAAUCCUUUCACAAACCAGUACAGAGUUUUGCCUCGGUCCCGAAUGAGAAUUUGUGGUUUCCCAUAUCUUAGAAAUGUUAGUUUAGCGUUCGAUCCACUGAAAUCCCCAUACUACAAAGUUAUAUGUUUCUGGAGCAACCGUGAUUCUAAAUAUAGAAUUGAAAUCUACGAUUCCGAAACGUCUUCUUGGAGGUUGUCUGGAUUUGAUUCAUGUAGUCUGCCAGCUAAAGCAUUUCGAUGGACUCAUUGCAUCUUCUGGAAUGGUUCGUUGUACUGGUGCGACUUCCAAGGAUUUAUAUGUUACUUUGAUAUUGAUCAAGGAUUAGAUGGGGCAGUGCCACUUCCAAGUUCUGCACAUACAAAUCAUGAUACUAAGACUUUCGACAUUGCUGAGUUUCGGGGCCAUUUCUAUCUUAUUGAGAAAGAUCAUGGUCGUUUCACUUUCAACAUAUUCGAGUUGGAUUCCGCUAACUGCUGGAACGUGAAAGGUGCGGUCGAUGUGAGGUUAAAUCCAUAUGCUGGGUCUCCUUAUAGUUCUAUUAUAAGAGGUCUUAAUACGGAUUUUAUCAUAUUCAUUACGGAGAGAGAAGAAGAAAAUGAGUCAACAAGGGUUGUGCUGCUAACAAAAGAUAGAAGUGUUGUCACUUAUGAUCUAAAAGGUAUGAGCUUCGAGAAGAUUCAUGACCUAUCAGCAGGACAACAGUUGAAUAUAACUGUCCGGUUUCAUCAAUAUAUCGAGUCCUUAGCUUGUGUUUAG
Molecule: messenger RNA, 1251 nt
Organism: Papaver somniferum (opium poppy)
Lineage: Eukaryota; Viridiplantae; Streptophyta; Magnoliopsida; Ranunculales; Papaveraceae
Product: F-box protein At5g07610-like
Exons: 1
Coding region: 1-1251 (416 amino acids)
Molecular function (GO): protein binding
Source: RefSeq, a predicted model, not a curated record